AUGGGUGUAGUUCCUAUUGUUAACGAGAAUGAUACCAUUUCCGUGAGCGAAAUCAAAUUUGGUGAUAAUGAUACUCUUUCAGCCAUAGCAGCUGGAAUGGUUAAUGCCGAUUAUUUAUUUUUGAUGACAGAUGUUGAUUGUCUGUAUACUGAUAAUCCCAUGACGAAUCCAAACGCUAAACCUGUGGAAGUGGUUGAAGAUGUUAAUGCUUUAAGAGAUAAAGUAACAUUACCUCUUCACACACGAUUUCUCGCCAAAGACAAUCCGAUGUUAGAUCGUAAGUGGUGGAUAUUACAUGGGCUACACUCUGUUGGCACAAUAUUUAUUGAUGAAGGUGCUGUUAGAGCAAUUGCAAAAGUGGGCCAAAAAAGCAGUUUGUUCGCAGCUGGGAUCGUUAAGAUAGAAGGAUAUUUUGUUGCUCAUCAAGCUGUUGAUUUAAAGAUCGAAAGAACCGUAAAGCAUGACGAUAUAAAUGAUGUUGAAGUUGUAAUGAUUGGCAAAGGGCUCGUAAAUUAUUCUUCUGCUGAGAUUUCUAGAAUCAAAGGAUGUCAAAGUUCCGAUAUUGAACAAAUAUUAGGAUAUGCUGAUUCUGAAUGUGUUAUUCAUAGAGAUAAUUUGGUGAUUACGACGAAAAGCGAUAAUUAG
Molecule: messenger RNA, 645 nt
Organism: Racocetra fulgida
Lineage: Eukaryota; Fungi; Glomeromycota; Glomeromycetes; Diversisporales; Gigasporaceae
Source: the annotation of a GenBank genome assembly